AUCAAAAUUUCUUUUUUCUCUUGCAGUUGUCUUGGAGGAAGUGAUAACUUUAAACAUUUAAACGAAAUUGAUCUUUUUAAUAAUAUCGAUCCAAAUGAAUCAAAGCAUAAAAGAACAGACAGAUCCAUCUUGUGUUGUUUACGAAAAGGAGAGUCUGGUCAGGCAUGGCCAAGGUUAACAAAAGAGAGGGCAAAGCUCAACUGGCUCAGCGUGGAUUUCAACAACUGGAAAGAYUGGGAAGAUGAUUCAGAUGAAGAUAUGUCCAAUUUUGACCGUUUUUCCGAGAUGAUGAACAACAUGGGAGGAGACGACGACGUAGAUUUGCCAGAAGUAGAUGGGGCAGAUGAUGACUCACCAGACAGUGAUGAUGAAAGUAAGUUGUUGUUUUUUAACUCUCACACCUCCUGAAGGCUCCGAGCCAGAUGUUCAA
Messenger RNA from Malurus melanocephalus (red-backed fairy wren), 430 nucleotides. It is a transcript of the gene PTGES3, whose product is annotated as prostaglandin E synthase 3. NCBI's taxonomy places the organism in Eukaryota, Metazoa, Chordata, Aves, Passeriformes, Maluridae. The transcript has 5 exons. The record is from RefSeq and is a predicted model, not a curated record. Gene Ontology annotation, biological process: chaperone-mediated protein complex assembly; telomerase holoenzyme complex assembly; telomere maintenance via telomerase. Gene Ontology annotation, cellular component: nucleus; cytosol. The annotation marks the transcript as partial. Gene Ontology annotation, molecular function: Hsp90 protein binding; prostaglandin-E synthase activity; protein-folding chaperone binding.